This is a messenger RNA of Metarhizium robertsii ARSEF 23, 1575 nucleotides long. RefSeq names its product transposase-like protein. The transcript is spliced from 4 exons. The coding region runs from base 1 to 1575 and encodes 524 amino acids. The record is from RefSeq and is a predicted model, not a curated record. NCBI's taxonomy places the organism in Eukaryota, Fungi, Ascomycota, Sordariomycetes, Hypocreales, Clavicipitaceae. Gene Ontology annotation, molecular function: protein dimerization activity.
AUGACAAACGGUGGAGAACUUGCAAGUCAACUACUACCCGAGCAUCAUACCACCGUCUGUUCGUGGAUCUGCCAAACCUUUGCCGCCCGACAGCAAACUAUCCUCAAUCUCGUCAAGAAGGCUAAGAGCUCUAUUCAUUUAAGCUUUGAUCUAUGGACUGCUUCAAAUGCGUCUAAUUACAUCGGAAUCGUCGGCCACUUUGUUGACAUUGAAGGCGAGAAACGCGAUGUGCUUCUGGGACUGCCGCGCCUGGUCGGCCCACACUCCGGUGAGAAUAUAGCCUUCUAUGUUAAAGAGGUGGUCGACCAGUAUGAACUGGGCUCAAAGCUUGGGUACUUCAUGCUCGAUAACGCCGAGAGUAACGAUACCUGCUUAGAAACGCUUGCUAGAUGGUUUCCAAUGGACGUCCGUCGUCGCCGGUUGCGUUGCAUUGGUCACGUUAUCAGCAUCAUUGUCCGGGCUGCUAUCUUCGGCUCGAACAUUAGUACCUUUGAGGCAGAGCUUCGUGGGGCCACUGAUGAAUUUAGAUUCGAAGUCUGGGCCAAGAAAGGAGCUAUUGGUAAGCUCCAUAACCUUGCUACCUACAUCCGUCGGACAGAUCAGCGACGACAGGCUCUUCGGCAAUUGCAAACCGAGCUCUCAGGUGAUGAUACCAUUUUCACCCUUGAAAUCAUUGUUGACGGCAAGACACGCUGGAACUCCAUUUAUAUGAUGAUCAAACGCGCGCUCGAGCUUCGCAGCGCGAUCGAGCUCUAUCAAUCCCGCUGGCAAAAGCCCAGAAACGACCCUAAUCACCGUGAUCUAACAAAAGACUUUCUCAACGCCGCGGACUGGGUUGAAUUGGAGCGUUUCUACGAGCUCCUGAAACCGUUCUACGUCCUUACAAAGACAAUGGAGGGCAACGCUAAUAAACCGGGGGCAGAAGGUGGCCACGGCGCCGUGUGGGAGACUUUGAAGACGAUGGACUACCUGUUUAUUAAAUUCAAGCAGGCUGCAUACGAAACUCGACUUGAAGAUGCCUCUCAUUUUAAGUCUGGUAUUGACUGCGGGUGGUCUAAGCUUGAAGACUACUAUGUCAAGUCAGACAGGACACCUGUCUACCGAGCAGCUCUAGCGCUCCAUCCUUCUUACGGAUACGACAACUUUGAGAGGCACUGGAAGAAAGCGAUGUCAUUGUCCGGGCUGCUAUCUUCGGCUCAAACAUUAAUUCGAAGUCUGGGCCAAGAAAGGAGCUAUCGCUCGUUUGGGAAGAGGUCAGUCAGCUCGCUGAAUGCACAGCGUAAGAAGGCCAAGGCAGUUAGCGAGCUUGACAGAUUCCAGACACGGCAAAUCUAUGCCGAGGAUCUUGACGUUGCGAGCCCUCUGGAAUGGUGGAGCCGACAUCAACAUGAAUAUCCAGUCUUGUAUCGGAUGGCGCUAGAUCUAUUCUCUAUUCCUGGAAUGAGUGCUGAAUGUGAGAGAGUGUUUAGCCAGACAAAGAAGAUGAUCACUGACGAGCGAAACCAACUGUCUCCAGAGGCAGUGGAGGCUGAUCAACUUCAAAAGCAGUGGUUAUCGAGAGGGUUAGUAACGUAG